AUGAUGUUGGAUGAAUUAGUUGAUUUAGACGAAGCAAGAUUAAGUACCUUAGAAUUAUUAAAAAGGCAUAAAAAGAUAGUAGAAAAGUCGUAUAGCAAAAAGGUCAAAGUUAAAUUAUUUUCGACUGGAGAUUUAGUGUGGAAAAUGAUUUUACCUAUGGAUCGGAAAGAUAUAGCACUUGAAAAAUGGUACCCUAAAUGGGAAGGCCCUUUUCAAGUUACUCAAGUUUUCUCAGACGGUGCAUAUGAAAUCGAAGACUUAGUUGAAGAUCAAAGACUCUUGAGAAUAAAUAGGAACUAUUUGAAGAAAUAUAAGCCUGCAUUUCAGGAGGUAAAAAUAGCGAAAGAGCUUCAAUUUCCUUCUUAUUCUGCUGUCCGGGUUUCUGAUUUACUCUGA
Molecule: messenger RNA, 396 nt
Organism: Lathyrus oleraceus (garden pea)
Lineage: Eukaryota; Viridiplantae; Streptophyta; Magnoliopsida; Fabales; Fabaceae
Exons: 2
Coding region: 1-396 (131 amino acids)
Source: RefSeq, a predicted model, not a curated record